CAAGGACUCAGGCAAAUGAGCGGGGCGCCCACAGAUAUAAAGGCCUGUGGGUGGUCUGCCCGCUGCUUCCACUUAGCUGGCCAGAAUGGAGGGCAGCCCGAAACAGCCGUGCCUGCAGAGGGGGCCCCGGGAGGUGGGGGACAGCCAGGCCCUCGCCAAGCUGCAGGAACUGGCCCUGACAUGGUUCACGGAGACACAGGCACCCUUCAUCCUGCAGGAUGGAGCCCUGCCCCCGUGGUUUCACGGAUUUAUCACCCGCAAACGGAGCAGCUACUUGGGGACAAAGCUCUCGGCUCCUUCCUCAUCCGCCUCAGCGACCGGGCUACUGGCUACAUCUUGUCCUACAGGGGCAGCGACCGCUGUCGGCACUUCGUCAUCAACCAGCAGCGGGACCGGCGCUACCUGGUCUCGGGGGACACGCACAGCCACGGCACCCUGGCUGACCUCGUACGCCAUUACCAGGAGGUGCAGCUGGAGCCCUUUGGGGAGACCCUGUCUGCUGCCUGCCCGCGGCCGGAGGACAAUGAUCUAUAUGAUGCUAUCACCCUGGGCCUCCACCACACCCAUCUGGGCCCGGAUAACCCAGCCGUCACAGUUUCGCCAGCAGCGGUCCUGGACGAGGCUGCCAGCCCCUGCCCCUGCCCCAAGCCACAGGUCUCCUUCCUCCAAACCAAGAAGAGCCGCGAUGCAAGUUCCUGCAGCUUCUUGGAGGAGGGGGGCGUGGCGGUCCCCGGGAAGGUGCCUCCCCUCCCUGAGAGGAGUGCCUCCCUUCUGGACGAGUCCUUUGGAAGCCCCAACAACAGUAUCUACUCAGACCCGAGGAAGCUGAACCAGGCACAGCUAGGCCUGGGCCCAGAGGCGUCCGGCAGACCCAGGCCAGCUCCAGGGGGCAGCCAGCCCAGCUCCCCAGGCAAGGAGUCCCUCAAGAGACUCUCGGCUGGAGGUCAGAACAGGCCUGAUGGCCUGGGGCCUGCCUUCUCUGGGGUGAGUCCUGAGCAGGGUCCCACAGGGCCUCCCACAGCCCAGGGCCACCUUCUGCCCCCCGCUUCUGAGGCCCUGGGAUCCUCCGCCACCCCCUGGAGCCAGGCAUCUCCAAAGCUGAGCCACAGGGCUCAGCCCGGCUCCCAGGGCACUUCUGCAGACACUUAUCAGCUCCUGCAGACAGAAGGUCCCCUGUCAGAGCCCGGGGACGAGCCAGACCAAGAAGGCAGUGCCUAUGCGGAGGUCCCAGUGUGCUGGGGGGGCUCACCCAGGCCCCCAUGUCCCAGGACCAGUCCUCCAACUAGCAGGCCACCAGGAUCCACAGACCAUGGCUACAAGAGACUCUCAGGGGCCCCAAAGCUCCCUGAGCCCGGGAACACCUAUGAACAAAUCCCAGCAGCCAGGAGCAAGGAGACUGGACGGACACACAAGCCCGACAAGCUCUGGAGGCUCCUCUUCACCGACAAGAAGCACAAGUCCUGAGCGCCGAGCUUCCUUCUAGCAGCUCACUGGUGGGCUUCCCCGGCCCCUCACUCUCCCCCGAGAGGAGUGGGGGGGUGUCAGGGCCGGAGAGGCGGGGGGCUGACCACAGGCAGGGCAGCACCCCAUCUCC
Messenger RNA from Mustela erminea (ermine), 1594 nucleotides. It is a transcript of the gene SH2D7, whose product is annotated as SH2 domain containing 7. Bases 16 to 1464 code for a protein of 482 amino acids. Gene Ontology annotation, cellular component: cytoplasm. Lineage: Eukaryota; Metazoa; Chordata; Mammalia; Carnivora; Mustelidae. The record is from RefSeq and is a predicted model, not a curated record. The transcript is spliced from 6 exons.